Molecule: messenger RNA, 4994 nt
Organism: Rattus rattus (black rat)
Lineage: Eukaryota; Metazoa; Chordata; Mammalia; Rodentia; Muridae
Gene: Pik3ap1
Product: phosphoinositide-3-kinase adaptor protein 1
Exons: 20
Coding region: 1-3006 (1001 amino acids)
Biological process (GO): signal transduction
Cellular component (GO): cytosol
Molecular function (GO): phosphatidylinositol 3-kinase regulatory subunit binding; signaling receptor binding
Source: RefSeq, a predicted model, not a curated record
AUGGAAAAGGUUGGCGAGGCUAAUGGUAUGACUCGCUGUGAACAACUUAUGCUCCUGUUGCUACGAGCUCCCUUCUACUAUACCCUCAAAUUAUUGCAGUCCAUCGCUGUGGAGAAGCCAAGAGGGCGGGAGCUGGAAUUAGCCAGUCACAUCACAUCCACAGUCAAGAGCGGAAAGGAUGCUUGUAUUCGCAUCCGCUCCGCUGCUCUUGGGGUGGGGGAGGACGUCGAGGUGGCCGCCUGCUUCCCUGAGGCACGGGACACACGUGGCACGAGCGAGGGGGUCGGCGUCGGGAGCUGGCGGCUGUCCUGUGGACUUCUCACUUCCCCUCCCCAACCGCCGCGCGUGCAGGUGCCACGCGGAGUCCCGCAGGCGGGGCAGACCCUGUGGACACGCCCCCGUGCGAGUCCCAGCUGCCCGGCAGGAGGAAGCGCCAGAGUCGCCACUGUCCUGAGCACAGCUGGGCGCCACUCCUGCUCCACGCCAGCAACGUCGCCCACCGCCGCUGCGGACGCCGGAUACCGUGCUCCCGCGCCAGCCGGGGAUGCGAGCUGCUCCCGCGACGGCAUGGCAGCCUCAGGGUGGGGCUGGGGAUGCGACAUCCUCAUCUUCUACAGCCCAGAUGCCGAGGAAUGGUGCCAGUACCUACAGGAGCUUUUCGUGUCCUGCCGGCAGGUCCGUAGCCAGAAGAUUCAGACAUACCGGCUGGUCCCGGAUGCCUGCUUCACCUCCCAGGACCUGUCGGUCUUCAGGGAUGCACGAUGCGUGCUGGUGCUACUGUCUGCGGGGCUGGUGGGAUGCUUCGGCCAGCCAGGACUGCUGCCCGUGCUCCAGCGUGCCUGCCACCCGCCGCAGCGCGUGGUGCGUCUGCUGUGCGGAGUGCAGCCCAACGAUGAGGACUUCCAGGCCUUCUUUCCCGACUGGGCCCACUGGCAGGAACUGACCUGUGAUGACGAACCGGAGACCUAUCUGGCGGCGGUGAGGAAGGCCAUUUCUGAAGAUUCCGGCUGUGACUCAGUAACCGACACGGAGCCCGAGGACGAGAGAGCUCUUCCUUUCUCAAAGCAUACAGACCUGCCUCUGGAGACAUCGCCUGGGAACCUGAUGGUGGUACAGCCGGACCGCAUUCGUUGUGGGGCAGAAACCACUGUGUAUGUCAUUGUGAGAUGCAAGCUGGACGAGAAGGUGUCAACAGAAGUCGAGUUUUCUCCUGAGGAUUCUCCCUCCGUCCGGGUGGAAGGCACACUGGAAAAUGAGUACACGGUCUCGGUGAAAGCACCAGACCUCUCGUCGGGGAAUGUUUCUCUGAAGGUCUAUUCUGGGGACCUGGUGGUCUGUGAAUCCACCAUCAGCUAUUACACCGACAUGGAGGAAAUUGGGAACUUACUCUCCAGUGCUGCAAAUCCCGUGGAGUUUAUGUGUCAGGCCUUUAAAAUCGUGCCCUACAACACAGAGACUCUCGAUAAACUGCUCACGGAGUCCCUGAAGAACAACAUCCCUGCAAGUGGACUGCACCUCUUUGGGAUCAACCAACUGGAAGAAGACGAUAUGAUGACAAAUCAGAGGGAUGAGGAGCUGCCCACCCUGCUGCAUUUUGCUGCCAAGUACGGACUGAAGAACCUCACCGCCUUGCUGCUCACCUGCCCAGGGGCGCUCCAGGCAUACAGUGUGGCCAACAAGCAUGGCCACUACCCCAACACCAUUGCUGAGAAACACGGCUUCAGGGACCUGCGCCAGUUCAUCGACGAGUAUGUGGAGACCGUGGACAUGCUGAAGAGUCACAUUAAAGAGGAGUUGAUGCAGGGCGAGGAGGCUGACGAUGUGUAUGAGUCCAUGGCCCACCUGUCCACUGACCUGCUGAUGAAAUGCUCCCUCAACCCUGGCUGUGAUGACGAGCUCUAUGAGUCCAUGGCUGCCUUCGCCCCAGCAGCCACAGAAGACCUCUAUGUCGAAAUGCUUCAGGCCAGUGCAGGUAACCCUGUCUCUGGAGAAAGUUUCUCUCGGCCCACUAAGGACUCGAUGAUCCGCAAGUUUCUAGAAGGUAACAGUAUGAAGCUGGCCAGUUUGGAGAGAGAGCAGCACCCUCCCCACGGGGAAGACCUCUAUCACACUGUGGAGGAAGAUGAGACCUUCUCUGUGGACCUGGCCAACAGGCCCCCUGUCCCCGUGCCCAGGCCAGAGACCAGCACUCCUGGCCCUCACCCACUACCUGACAAUGAGCCAUACAUUUCUAAAGUUUUUGCAGAAAAAAGUCAGGAACGGGUCGGGAAUUUCUAUGUUUCUUCAGAGAGCAUCAGGAAAGAGCCGCUUGUGAGGCCAUGGAGGGACAGGCCCCCAUCGAGCAUCUACGACCCAUUUGCCGGGAUGAAGACGCCGGGCCAGCGGCAGCUCAUCACCCUGCAGGAGCAGGUGAAGCUGGGCAUCGUCAACGUGGACGAGGCUGUGCUGCACUUCAAAGAGUGGCAGCUCAAUCAGAAGAAGCGGUCCGAGUCCUUUCGCUUCCAGCAGGAAAACCUUAAAAGACUGAGAGACAGCAUCACCCGAAGACAGAGAGAGAAGCAGAAGUCAGGAAAGCAUGCAGACCUGGAGAUCACGGUUCCAAUCCGACAUUCGCAGCACCUGCCAGGGAAGGUGGAGUUCGGUGUUUAUGAGAGCGGGCCCCGGAAGAGCGUCUUCCCGGCCAGGACAGAGCUGAGACGCGGAGACUGGAAAACAGACAGCACAUCCAGCACAGCAAGCAGCACGAGUAACCGAUCGAGUACACGGAGCCUUCUCAGCGUGAGCAGUGGAAUGGAGGGCGACAAUGAGGACAAUGAAGUCCCUGAAAUUACCCGGAGUCGUGGCCCAGGUCCUACCCAGGUGGACGGAGCUCCAGUUGUAACCGGAACACCCGUCGGGACCCUUGAGAGGCCUCCUAGGGUGCCUCCUCGAGCUGCUUCACAGAGGCCUCUAACCCGGGAGCCCUUCCAUCAUCCUCCUCCGCCAGUUCCACCCAGAGGUCGCUGAUUCCACCUCCUAGAUCCGGCCUACUUCAGGACUUUUAAGACUAGCCAUUCUCAGCCUCUUGAUGAAGUCUUCAUAUUGAGUUUUCUGCAUGACUAUGGACCUGGAGACCCACUGUCACUGGUGAUGGUGUAGCCCUGCUGGUUUGGGUGAUCCUUGAAGACAUUAUUAAGGCAUGAUGAAACCUGAGACGAAGGCGACUUUGUUCAAUGUCACCAAAUAUAUUGGUUCACAUUCUUAUUUGCUGAAAGGAUGAAAAUACUCACCUCUCCUAUCCUAUAGAGGGAGCUUACCAAGACCGAUGGGCAUGUGCUUAACGAGUGAGCAUACUGUAGGAAACAUCUAUCAGCCUGUACAGACCUGGUAGUGCAGCCUAAUUUCUGGAAGUGAUUAUAGCCCUUCCAGCAGAGGUAAGAAGGGACCUAACUUUGAAGUAGUUCUUUCACAUUCUAUGUUUGUCCUGGGACUGGUCUGACAAGCUGAAAAGGGGGUUAAGCCAGACUCCUGCUCCACUGUGCCAUUUGGGGUCCCCCAGAAGUGUGAAACAGGUGGCUCUGUCAUCACCCUCUUUGAAUGUGUAUGUGUAUGGUGUGCACAUGCAGAUGUGUGUCUGUAUGUCUGUGGGCUUAUGUAUGCACCUCUGUGUGCAGACUAGAAGCAAUGUUGGAAGUCUCUGUCACUCUCUGUUCACUGAGGCAGAGCCAGCCUCUCGACUGAACUCAGAGAUGACUGGUACGAUUAGUCUAGCUUGUUCCAGGGAUCUCCUGGCUCCACUCUCCCGGUGCUGAAAUCACAGGCAGGUUGCCAUGCCCCCUCGACAUCUGUGGGAUACUUGGGAUCUGAAUACUGGUCCUCAUGCUUGGACAGCAAGCACUUUAUCUACUGAUCCAUCUCCCCAGCCCCUGUCAGCACACGUUGUGUCUUUAAGAAGCCCAAUCCCCUCCCUCUCAUAAGAAUUCUCCAAAUGUAGAAAUAGAGCCAUACCUCACUAUCAGCCUUCUUGACAUUACCCUCGUCUGUAUCUCCCAGGCAUGGGACUAUCAGCUACUGCCUUCACUUUGGGCUUUUGUACCUCAGAAUGCUGUCAAACUAGUUGUGUUAUAGGAAAUCACUGAAAAUGAUCAGAACCAGAAUAUAAUAUGGCCUUUAUAUGUCUUAGUUCUAGCUAUAAAGAAGGAGAAGGACCCUUAAUUAUUUUUCUCUCCUGAGGAUCUUGAAGAAGUGACAGAAAGAAGCUAAAAUAUUUUCUCCCCGUAACAAUAUACUGUUACUACAUACUGUUACAAUCAACCUGGUAAAUAUGUAGAGUACAGAACUGUAACCAUUUUAUGAAUGUUGAGUUCCUAUUAUAUAAAUCUACCUUCAAACCACAGAUCCUUAAUUUUAGCUAUGUACACAAUAAAGUUAUCAGAAGGGGUCCUUUUAGAAUACAAGUAAUGUCGUUGUUUCUCAUGAAACCUUUGUCCAAUCCCAUAUAGAUAUAUAUUAUUAUUGAUCUGUUCAAGUGUAUUCUUACUGGAUCCUUUUCUCAUAAUUAAAGGUUCUCCUUUCAAUCUCUUUCCAUGGUCCAACACUUCCUGGGUUUAACUUCUGGGGGACUCUUGAGUUGUUGUAUAAAACCUGCCAUUGAUCAUGUCCACCAUGGGAGAGUAUUUUCACAAAGUAUCUCACAGAGAACCUGGAACAUGGUAGCCAUUCUGGAAGUGUCCCUCAAUCCUCCUGUCACUUGUUUGGGAGACGUAAAAGAAUAUCACGUAGAAGAACAAAGAUGACAUCAGUGUGGUUGUCCUGUUCUUUAUCAUUCCCCAUUUUGAGAGUUUUGAUAAAAGAGUUGUAUCUCGUUAUCUUAAGCCCCUUUUGGCUACCAAACUUAGGCUAGUAUACAUAUUUUGGUGAACUUUGAUAAAUAACAACAUGGCUGUUUGUGCAAUGUUUGGAUAUAUUAUUAUGUUUUAUUCUUAUAUCGAAAUAAAUAGAAAACAAAAUUCAAA